Molecule: messenger RNA, 1958 nt
Organism: Neopelma chrysocephalum (saffron-crested tyrant-manakin)
Lineage: Eukaryota; Metazoa; Chordata; Aves; Passeriformes; Pipridae
Gene: TEN1
Product: TEN1, CST complex subunit
Exons: 6
Coding region: 258-713 (151 amino acids)
Biological process (GO): negative regulation of telomere maintenance via telomerase
Cellular component (GO): CST complex
Molecular function (GO): telomeric repeat DNA binding; telomerase inhibitor activity; single-stranded DNA binding
Source: RefSeq, a predicted model, not a curated record
UGGCGCGGCCAUUAAAUAGCGCAUUGGGCGGGCUCAGGGGUUGUGUCGGUCGGGGUACGGCUUCUGCAAUAUAAACGAUUCUAUACCCGAAAAAGUGCUUUAAAUGCACACCGAGCACCUUGCACACCUGGCUAAUCCCACCCGCCCGCGCAGCGCGAUUCGGGAGCAAAGCCCACGCCGUGCAGAACAGCCUUUGCCCUUCGGGAGAUACAGAAUUGGCCCUACUUGUUCAAUUUUAGGCCCAGCAGUUGUGCAAGAUGCUGCCAAGUGCUGGUGUCUAUUACUUCCCAUGGGAGAUCAACAACUCAGUCCCUGAGGGGGAGGCCCUGAGGACAUUUGGCAGGUUAUGCUGCUAUGACCUGGCCCGAUCCGAAGCCGUUCUCACCGCUCAGCACAGCUCAGCUCAGUACCAGAUCUGUGUCGACACCAAGUUUGUGGAGCCAUUCCAAGCCCAGCUGGGAUCUUUCUACAUUGUCCUGGGAGAGGCUGAAUACAGGGAAGAAACUUCCAGUCCCGUGGUAAAAGCGCGAAUAUUGACCUGCGUGGAAGGGAUGAACGUGCCCUUGCUGGAACAAGCCAUACAGGAGCAGAGGAAGUACUUCAAGGAGAGGGCCUGGAGAAGUGGGGAAAAGGAGAAGUCUCUGAAUCUGGAGUUAAGCAGCUCAUUGUUGGCAGAUUGGAGGAAAGAGGAAAGGGUCAUUAGCACAAAGUAAAGGGUGCCCUGACUCAGUUGCCACACAGGACCAUUCCUGGCAAAACACUCACCUGGAUUGACCAACAAAGAAACAAGAAGAACAAAGAGUCCCUAUUUUCAGUAGCAGCUGCCUCUUCAGGCUUUCAGUAGCUGGUGUCCAAGGGGAGGAUUGAUUUUACCUCCAAGAUAAAUAUUUGCAGUGCCCUGACAACCAUCACUUGACUUUCUUCCUUGACACAAUUAAGUUUAAGAGAUCUUAAAUCCCUUUUGAGAGAUUUAUGGUUUUUAUUGAUAUUUUCCUAAAUAAAGAUGAAAAGAGAAGGCAGCCUGUCUUUUAUUGAUUAAAAUCCUCUUUCUUGCCAAGUCAAAUGCAUUAGACCCUGCACAAACCCUGUGGAUGAUGUAAGAAAAUUCAGUGAUACACAUUUUUCCUCCUCCUCCUCCUAAGUACUGGGUGUGUAAGGAAUUGGUUUAUUUUGAAAAAGUUGCAAGAAAAGGAGAUGAAGUUUACACCAGAGCCACUCUGGUUUAAGAACAUGGUGCCAGGCCCACCCAGCAGAAUUAAACCACUGACAAAAAGACACAAAAUCACUAAUGUCAAAUGAGAAUAAAAUGGUUUUUCUGAUGAAAUGUGCAGAAAAUAAGGACUAAAGCUGUCCAGUGCACAGCACCAGAUAAAAUACAACAGGUAUUGGCACAAUCCCAUUGCAGGCAGGCUUGAUUCAAGGGUCUGAGAUGGAAUUACAGUGCUUGCAUUAAUCUUUAAUAAUUUAGUCUUAUGUUUUUCUUCACCCAGUUACAGAAAUAGAAAAGCUACGACUGAGCACACUCUGUUGAGCCCAAAUCCAAACCCAUGAUUUCAAGAGGCAAGAUUAUAACCUGGUUUUGUGUAAGGCAAUGGCGAGUCUGUCAUGAUGCAUUUAUGUUUACACCUCAUCUCCUAUCUGUUCUACCUUCCUCCUUGUGCUUAAAUUUUAUCCAAAUGGCCAAGUUUGCCAGAGUUGGGAUAAUCCAAGAUGCCAGGACUGAGAACAUCCAAAAUACCAGGUUUCUACAAGUGUUAAGAUAAAAAAUCAACCCACAAAUCCUACCAGUAAAGAACAGAGCAAAUUUGGCAAUGACUUCAGAUGGAAAUUUCAGUGCAAACUCAAUCUUCAUAAGCCACCAGAGAACCCACACAAGAGUUUGCCAUGGCCGUGUGGAUCCCACUUCUGCCACAGAGCAACUAAUGCUUUGUUUUUUUCAAAUUAGCAAAAUCAGGAUU